Molecule: messenger RNA, 2182 nt
Organism: Elgaria multicarinata webbii
Lineage: Eukaryota; Metazoa; Chordata; Lepidosauria; Squamata; Anguidae
Product: lysosomal acid glucosylceramidase-like
Exons: 11
Coding region: 124-2031 (635 amino acids)
Biological process (GO): glucosylceramide catabolic process
Molecular function (GO): glucosylceramidase activity
Source: RefSeq, a predicted model, not a curated record
GGUUGGUGCUGGGCAGAUCUGCGUUCCCUUUCUCUGGAGGCUGAGCAAGGAUGCUGGGCGAGGCUGGGAGGGCCUCUUUGGAGGAGCAGCAUUUGCAAAAUCCUCCCUCCGGUUCCCAGAGGGAUGGUAAACCUGAAGCUGGGGAAAAGGAGAUGGAUAUUCCGGAUGAGCGAGAACGUCCUGUUCCCGCCCACUGAUGCUCAGCAGAUCCAGCUGCGUUCUGGAUUCGGGAGAGAGCAACACACGGAUCAGCUCCUGGCAACAGCAUCAAGGUCUGAGCAGCAAGAAAGGGUCCCUUCUUGGAUCUGCGGAGCGACAGAGACUUUCCGAGACUUUGGCCUUAGUCGUACCGUGCUGCCCCGGGCCGUAGCCAUGUGGCAAAGAGGGAUGGGUUUCCUGGUUUGCCUCCUGCUUCUUCAGCUGACGGUCGCUGUGGCAGGAGGCCGGCCUUGCUCGGCUCGGAACUUCGGCCAUGGCUCGCUGGUGUGCGAAUGUGGCGCGGACUACUGUGACACCCUGGAGCCUCUGUCCCUCCCUCCCCCGGGCUCUUAUGUCAAGUAUGAGAGCAAUAAGGCCGGGAGCCGGGUGGAGCGCAGCGAGGGGGUGCUGAAGAUCAACCCUCUGGAUCAAGAAUACCUCACUUUGACGCUCAAGACAUCCCAGAAGUACCAAAAAAUCAAGGGCUUUGGAGGUGCCCUCACAGACUCAGCUGCUAUCAAUAUUCUGGCACUGUCUCCAAAAGCUCAGACAAAUCUUCUGAAAUCCUACUUCUCUGAAGAAGGGAUUGAGUACAGCUUGGUCCGCGUGCCCAUGGCGAGCUGCGACUUCUCUGUGAGGCUCUACACGUACGACGACUCGGAGAACGACUUUGAGCUGAAGAACUUCAGCCUGACCGAGGAGGACACCAAGAUGAAGAUCCCUAUCCUGCAGCAAGCUCAGGCGGUCGCUUCCAAGCCUCUUUCUCUCUACGCCAGUCCUUGGACAUCUCCCGUGUGGAUGAAAACAAAUGGAGCCAUGACGGGACGGGGCACCCUCAAGGGGAAACCGGGAGACAGAUACCACAAGACUUGGGCCAAAUAUUUCAUCAAGUUCUUAGAUGAAUACGCCAAGUAUAACUUGACUUUCUGGGCCGUGACUGCGGGGAACGAGCCGACGGCCGGGAAUAUAAUCUUCUACCCCUUCCAGUGCCUGGGCUUCUCUCCCGAACACCAGCGGGACUUCAUCGCCCAAGACCUGGGACCCAUGUUGGCCAACAGCUCGUACAAAGGCAUUGAGCUUAUCAUUCUCGACGACCAGCGGGUGAUGCUCCCUUACUGGGCUGAAGUGGUUCUCAAGGACCCCGUGGCUGCCAGCUACAUCAACGGAAUUGGUAUCCACUGGUACCUGGAUUUCCUGGCGCCUAUCGACCUGACCCUCUCCAUCACCCAUCACCUCUUCCCCAAUUAUUACAUCAUCUCCACGGAGGCCUCUGCAGGCUCUUACUUCUGGGAGCCGCGCGUGCUGCUGGGAGCCUGGAACCGCGGCAGCCAGUACGGCCACAGCAUCCUCACGAACCUCAACAACUAUGUUACGGGCUGGACUGACUGGAACCUGGUGCUGGACAUGAAAGGAGGGCCCAACUGGAGCAAGAACUACGUGGACAGCCCGGUGAUUGUAGACGCGGCCAAUGACGUCUUCUACAAGCAACCCAUGUUUUACUACAUGGCCCACUUCAGCAAGUUCCUCCCAGAGGGAACCCAACGGAUCGGGAUCCAAAGCAGCAAGUGGAACGGUUUAGAAUACUCCGCGUUCCUGCGUCCCGAUGGCUCGGCGGCCAUCGUGGUCCUGAACAGGUCUCCCCAGGAUGUGCCGUUUGGGAUUUCGGACCCUGGCGUGGGCUACAUUGAGGCGGUAGCGACCGCCGAUUCCAUCCAGACUUACCUCUGGCAGCGACCCACACUUGGCUCGGAGCAGCCCGGCUGGAGCCCUCUAAACCAGGGGCAAUCACAACCACGGGGCAAUCACUCACUCUUCAAUACUUUGUUCCCAUGAGAAGGGCUAGCGCGGGCGGAUGCAGAGGAAGAUGAACGUGAUACCCUGAGGAUGGGGCUGCUAUGUAAAGAGGCCUGCAUGAAUCGGGAAAAAUCAGAAACACCAGGACUGGCUGAGCCAAGCCAAGAUAUUUAAUGGUCCAUUAACUCAG